GCUUCUUCCUUUGAAGUAUCACCUCUCCUGCCCAGCCCUUCUUUCCCCAUAGCUGGAAUCGAAGCCAGCAUUCAGACUUGUUGGGCAGGGCGGGGGCAUGGGAUGUACCUGUUCGCCGGUCACAUGACGCCCUCAGGAACGCCAGCCUGACAGUGCACGGUGAAGGCGGCUGAUACCUGACACACUGAUUGUCACACAAACAAAGCAAGCAUGGCCGAACAAGGAGUCCCCCCAGUGCCCAGCCCCGCGGCCAUGUCCUACCCUGCAGCCAAUGUAGGAUUGCCUACCGGACCUGAGGUGCUGAGGACGUACUCCGGAGCAUUUAUCUGCCUGGAACUUAUUUUUGGAGGACUUGUUUGGAUUUUGGUGGCAGCCUCUAAUGUGCCAGUUCCAGUAGUACAAGGAUGGGUGAUGUUCGUAUCAGUGACCGCCUUCUUCUGCUCCCUCCUAUUCCUGUGUGUGUUUCUCUGUGGUCUGGCCCAUAUGAUCCCUACUAACUGGAACUUUGUGGACCUUGCUUUCCACUUCUUUGCGUUUGUAUUUUAUUUCGGGGCCUUUGUUCUGGAAGCCGCUGUGUCCUCUCUAGCAAAUCUAAUGAAGAAUGAAAACACGACUGUUCUCCACCUCGAUAAUCGCCGGAUUGGACUGAAUGUAGCAGCGACGAUUUUUGCCUUUGCCGCCACUAUGUGCUAUGGGUGCAGCAUGGUCCUGGGAUUCCGCAGAUGGAGACAAUAACAAACCGGAACAGGCUGAACCAGAUGGACCUGCUGGAAUCUGAUAGCAGUCAAUGGAUAAGAGAGAAGGAGUGUGAAUGGACAGAGCCCGGUCACAGAGACAUUAUAGCCUGAAAAGACUGACCCCCUUGUAUAUGUGCCAACCACAUACGACAGCGCUGCGGAGCCGGAGAGCUGCGCACAUUGUAAUAUACCAGGAUCCCAAGUGGACAUGGAUUCCUGCACUGGGAUGGGAUGCUUUCGGAUAUGUUUGUAUGGGAGUUUUACAAUAAAA
Messenger RNA from Hyla sarda, 1008 nucleotides. RefSeq names its product mal, T cell differentiation protein 2 (gene MAL2). Gene Ontology annotation, cellular component: membrane. The record is from RefSeq and is a predicted model, not a curated record. Gene Ontology annotation, biological process: myelination. Bases 211 to 735 code for a protein of 174 amino acids. NCBI's taxonomy places the organism in Eukaryota, Metazoa, Chordata, Amphibia, Anura, Hylidae. The transcript is spliced from 4 exons. Gene Ontology annotation, molecular function: structural constituent of myelin sheath.